This is a messenger RNA of Neoarius graeffei (lesser salmon catfish), 2006 nucleotides long. It is a transcript of the gene sh3bgrl, whose product is annotated as SH3 domain binding glutamate-rich protein like. The transcript is spliced from 4 exons. Gene Ontology annotation, cellular component: cytoplasm. The record is from RefSeq and is a predicted model, not a curated record. The coding region runs from base 164 to 511 and encodes 115 amino acids. Lineage: Eukaryota; Metazoa; Chordata; Actinopteri; Siluriformes; Ariidae.
GGGGACGUUGGGAAGCUUGUCGAGAAGCAGCCAGACUUGCAUACUCUUCCGUUCGCAAGAACGCUAGUCUACAGUUUUGAGGAGGGAAGGAAACGCUUCGUCACAUUUUAGCAGCCGCCAAAGCUAUAUCUAUUUUCCCACAUCGCAAGGAAUUUCGAGCACGAUGGUGAUCAAAGUUUACAUCGCGUCGUCAUCCGGAUCAACCUCAAUCAAGAAACAGCAGCAGGAUGUCAUGGGGUUCCUGGCAGCCAAUAAGAUUGAUUUUGAGGAACGUGACAUUGCAGCCGAUGAAGAGAACAGGAAAUGGAUGCGGGAAAAUGUACCAGAAGAUCAUCGACCAGCCACAGGGAACCCUCUCCCACCUCAGAUUUUCAAUGAGGAGAGAUACUGUGGGAACUACGAGGCCUUUUUUGAUGCACGAGAAGAGAACGCUGUGUAUGCUUUUCUAGGCUUGACUGCUCCCCCAGGUUCUAAGGAAGCAGAGGCUCUAGCCAAAAAAGAGCAGCAAUAGUCCACAACAUUUUCAAUUACCUGCUAUGUCCUGGCCUGCAGCUAGACUCUACUGUUUUGUUUCUAAACUAUCCAGAUACAGUAAUAUGUGCUUUCAGUCCUACAAUUUUACACCUUCAUAUUACUCAAUCUCCACAUCAAAUUAGAUAAGGCAGUUCUGGUCCUACCUGCUCUUAUGUCUUACAGACUGUGAGAAGGUCUUACAACUGUGCAUUACUUGCUCUUUACUAGUUGUCACAAUUACUUGCCUGCCAGCCUCUUGUUUGUGAAGUUGAAAAAGUAUUCUACUGUCUGUUUCAUUGUAUACAUUUGUAUUAUGGUAUUCAUUUAUCAUGUGCUAUAAGCAAGUGAUUGAUUAGUGCCUGCAUUUUAACACAGAUUGCACUUGCACUUACAUUUCAUCAGAAUGAAUACUGUAAAUUCAUGUUUGAGUUUAAAACAAAUAUUCCCUGUUAAACAACAUAAAGGGCUACAGUAGGUAGUAAACAUUUAUCGUCUCUGUUAGCACUAGUCUAGUCACUCAUGCUUUAAGUUCACUAUUUUGUGUCAAAAGAUGCCUUUUUGUCUUUCAGUGUUUGAGCUUUUGGUGACCUUUAAAGGUACACUACGUAUAACAAUAUGAAGAUUCAAUGUUGAGUUUAGUUUCAUUUCUUGUACCAAAUUAGCAAUUUCUUGGUAGCUUCUUUAAAAUCAGGAGUCAGUUUGGUUAUGAAAUCUCACUGUCAGUAUGUACAGUACCAGUCAAAAGUUUGGAUACACCUACUCCUUCAUAGGUUUUUCUGCAUUUUGACUAUUUUCUAUAUUGCUGAACAGUACUGAAAACAUCAAACCUAUGAAAUAACAUAUGGAAUUAUGUGGUAAAUAAAGUGUUAAAAAGCAAAAUAUAUUUCAUAUUUUAGAUUCUUCAAAGUUGCCAGUGUUUACCUUGACAGCUUUGCACACUAUUGGCAUUAUCUUAACCAGCUUCCGAAGGUAGUCACCUGGAAUGCUUUUCAAUUAACAGCUGUGCCUUGUCAAAAGUUCAUUAGUGGAAUUUCUUUCCUUCUUAAUGCAUUUAACAUCAAACAGUAAAUAGUUUAAAAAAAAAAAAAGGUUAACCCUGUUCAAUUGUAGAAAUCCAUAUUGUCAAGAACCACUCAAAUAAAUAGAGAAAUGACAGUCCAACAUUACUUUAAGACAUGAAGUGUCUUUUAAUUAAAUUAACAUAAAGAAAAAACACUGAAUAAGAAGAUAUGUCCAAACUUUUGACUGGUACUGUAUAUCAUAAUUUUAUGCACAGUUUGAUAAAUGUGAGGUCCCAGUAUCAACUAUAAUCAUUAUACUUGUAUAUUGUUCAGCAUAAGUAUUACUUAGUGUACCUUUAACUCAUUCUUUAGAGUGUCUUAAUAGUGUACUUUUUUUCUACUUUAUGAGCAAAUAGAAAAUAUGCCAAAAAGCUUUUUAAAAAAUUGUAUUAUUGAAGGGGGCAGGACAAUAAAGCAUUGUUUUCAUUAAAA